This is a messenger RNA of Dinoponera quadriceps, 900 nucleotides long. RefSeq names its product ras-related protein Rab-40B (gene Rab40). The transcript is spliced from 4 exons. The record is from RefSeq and is a predicted model, not a curated record. Bases 1 to 888 code for a protein of 295 amino acids. Gene Ontology annotation, biological process: intracellular signal transduction; protein localization to plasma membrane. Gene Ontology annotation, cellular component: synaptic vesicle; endosome; plasma membrane. Gene Ontology annotation, molecular function: GTP binding; GTPase activity. Lineage: Eukaryota; Metazoa; Arthropoda; Insecta; Hymenoptera; Formicidae.
AUGGCUGCAGGUGAGGCCAGCACGACUAAGCCUCGUCAAGAGAAGCAGUACGACUAUCUGCUCAAAUUCCUGCUGGUGGGUGACAGCGACGUCGGCAAGCAGGAGAUCUUGAGCGGCCUCGAGGACGGCGCCGCAGAGUCGCCGUUCUGCAGUGGCAGCGCUUACAAGACUACCACUAUCCUUCUGGAUGGUAAACGAGUCAAGUUACAGUUAUGGGAUACAUCAGGCCAAGGUAGAUUCUGCACAAUUAUCCGAUCUUACUCCAGAGGUGCACAAGGUAUUCUCCUGGUAUAUGAUAUCACCAAUAAAUGGUCCUUCGAUGGCAUUGAUAGGUGGCUGAAAGAAGUUGAAGAGCAUGCGCCCGGUGUGCCAAAAGUACUAGUUGGUAAUCGUCUUCACUUAGCCUUCAGGAGGCAAGUGGGGGAACGAGACGCGGAAGCUUAUGCAGCUAAAAAUCGCAUGGCGUUUUUCGAGGUCUCGCCCCUCUGUGACUUCAACAUUCGCGAAAGCUUCUCGGAACUCUCGCGUAUGGCACUGCACCGAAACGGCAUGGAGAGAUUGCUGCGACCCAAUAAAGUACUCAGCCUGCAAGAAUUGGCAUGUCGCGCGAUAGUAGCCCGCACAACGGUCUAUAGUAUCGAUCAGCUACCAUUGCCUACGUCAAUCAAAUCACAUCUAAAAUCGUAUGCGAUGACGAACACAUCUCAAUUGCGCUACAACGGCAAUCGUUCAUUGAGCUCCAGUAAAAGUUUAGGAUCACAUCACCGGAAGCUGCGAUUUGUCGUGGGUCACCAUAAUAACGGGCUGUUGACGCCAGGCAGUUCACCCGGCAGCAUUACAGACUACCGUACAAGUUGUGUCGGCCGCAACUCCUGCACGGUAUCGUGAGAGUGAGAAAAG